GUGCAAGUGGAAAAGGUCGAGAUGGAGCAGUCCUCUUCGGCAGCAUCCCCCUCUCGUCAUCGCAGGUGCAGAUCCUCGAAGGCGACCCCAUCCUCGACGGGCUGGACCAGCUCGCUUCGCAGGAGCACGCUACGCCUGCUGCUACUGCCGAUGGUGACGCACCUGGUGCUCCACCUGACGUUCAGCUUCUCCAGCAGGACCUCAAGAAGACCAAGUCGGUGCUCCUCGGAGGAAUGGCCUCGAUCAACCGAGCCAUGGCCGCCCUGCAGGAGUCCAUCACCAACAGCUUCGACUCCCUCUCGGAGUCCGUGGAGACACGCCUGGCGAGGCAGGAGGCGUCCACUGCGACACUCCACAAACGCGUCGACCUCAUGUCCAAGGAGAUCGCCGAGCUCAAGGAGGCGCUCGGCAUCAUGCAGAAGACGGAUACGGUGGCACCUGCAGUCGGCAGCUCGUUCGAGCGGAAGACCGACCCGUGCAUUUUGGUGGUCCGCGCAUCCGCGCUUGUCACCAAGCUGGCAGCGACCGCUGCCAUCACCCCGCUCAUGGAGCUCAACAACUUCGAGGAUGGCUCAUGGAAGCUGGAGGGGGACGAGGCCGCCAAGCGCUUCGUGGUCCGUGUCCGUGGCGCCCCUGGCUGGGCUUCGCGGCGCAUUGGCCAAGUUCUCGGCAGCAUGCGCAACGGCGACGGCUCCUUCAAGCGAUAUCGUGCUGCUACGGCCACCGGGGAGAAUGCCGAGCUGUACUUCUCAGAGGACAAGAACUUGUUCCAGGUCCGCCGCGAGCUCAUCACGAAGCAGAUUCGGAAGUGCAUGUCGGAAUGCAAGCCGACGAUCAAGUUCUUCGCCGACAAGAGCGCUGGCAUCGUCAGCGCGAGCUGGAAGCCCCUGCUGCGCGUCACCCCCAGGUCGGAGGCUGCGCCGCUGGUGGAGUUCGAGGAGGCCAACCUCAAUGCCAUCGACCUCUCGCGCGGCGAGCUCGAGCCCAGGAUCGCCCGCAUUUUGCAGCUCCUCAAGGCUGUCCAGGACCCCGAGCACUACCUCGUCGUGUGCUCAGGUGAUUUCAACAUCUCUCGCGGGCCGCCGCUGCCGAGCGUCCCGUCCGCGAGCUGCGUGGCGGACCCGUCGCUGCCCGAGUGGGGCCGCCUUCAGCGCUCGCCGUGGCAGCAGGUCUUUCGGCAGAUGGUAGAGCUAGAUCCCGAGGAGCACACGCACUACAACGGAGCUAGGGAGCACACAUCAGCGAUAGACCGCAUCUUCAUUUCCUGGCCAGGCUGGAUCCUCACAUCUAUCCACGCCGUCGCGGAGGUUCGAGAGCUCCCCGAGACCCUCGAGCAGAAGAAAAUCUCCGACCACUCCCCUGUGCUGGACUUCCUCGCCUCCUCCCCGCAGACGGGCCGCCUGUUCCUCAGGGACCCCGCGGCCUUUGCACGCCGGCUCGACGAGCUGCAAUUCGAGGACGCCGAGGAGCAGUUGCAGUCGCUCCGACGCGAGAUGGGAGCGGCAGAGCAGGCCGAGGCUCCCUUUGCUGCACGUGCCAAGCUCCGCAAGCGAGCUCGGCGUCUCGCCCACCGUGCCAGAGUGUGGGCGCCAUUCGACAGGAUGAUGCCGCUCGUCGGGGUUAGGGCGGAAAAUGGUGAGGUCGUCACGUCCAGAGAGCACAUGAAUGAUGAGAUCCGCGCACACUGGGGUCCCAUCUUCCAGUCCAAGACCAUAGACUCCAGGGCCGCAGAGGUUUACCUUGAGAAAUACUGCCCCAAGAUCGACGUCUCGAGCAUUGCCCCCCCCACCCUGAAGCAGGUCAACUCGUUCAUCAAUCGUCUCGCUCAUUCUGGUCCUGGCCCUGAUGGGCUACCGUAUGGCGCUUACAAGUACUCCUCGUUCUCGGCCCCGAUCCUCCUCGAGGCGAUGUGGUGGCAACUCAACGGGUUCUCUAUGGGCUCCUCCUGGAACAACAUGCUGGGCAUCUUCAUCCCCAAAGGAUCUGAGGAUUCUGAUUCCCCUCACGGGUGCACCAGGGCCCCCGCUAACCUUCGCCCCCUGGGCCUCAAGAACACUGACUGCAAGAUCGUCACGGGUGUGGUCACUAAAUGCCUCUCCAGAGAGCUCCCGAGGUCCACGCACGCAUCCCAGAGAGGGUUCGUCCCGACCCGCAACUUUGCGAACAAUAUUGUGGAGCUCGACGUUCACUCACGAGUGUUCUCUAUGCAAGAUAAUGUGUCUGUAGCCAUGCCAUCUCUGGUCAGUUACGAUUUUUCUCAGGCCUUCCCAAGUCUGGCGCAUCAAUGGCUGUUCUUGGUGUUGAAGCACGCUGGCAUGCCGCCCGCGCUGCUGCAAUUCUUCCGCCUGCUGUACACCCACGUCCUUUGCAUCUGCGGCGACAUGUACAUGACGUCGCUCAUGUUGAUCAUCGGCAGCGGGAUCGUGCAGGGCUGCCCUGGCUCGGGCUUCCUGUUCUCGCUGGCGGCGGACCCCUUCCUCAGGGACUUCGCGGCGUCCGUGGAGGACCGUGGCCUCGGCGUGGUGCGUGCAUGCGCUGAUGACGUGGGCGCGGCGCUGAAGCAGAUCAGGGCGCUGAAGACGAUGAGGCGCGUAUAUCGUGCUGCUGAGCGUGUGGCCGCGCUUGUGCUGAAAGUGGCCAAAUGUCACAUCGUCCCGUUGGCAGCGGAGUUCUCGCCCGAGUUGGCCGACCGUUAUCGAGCCUGGCUGCGGGAGCACCUACCUGAGUGGCAGGACUUCGCCAUCACCCCAGUGCUGAAGUAUCUCGGGCUCUGGCUCGGACCCCAGGCGAAGUUAGACUGCUGGAUCGAGCCGCUGAAGAAGUGGCGGACGCGCGGGCACCUCCUGUCGAUCAGCGCAUCCCCACACCGCAUCAUGUCCUUCAACUACCACUCCC
Prorocentrum cordatum is the source of this 2895-nucleotide messenger RNA. NCBI's taxonomy places the organism in Eukaryota, Dinophyceae, Prorocentrales, Prorocentraceae. The record is from the annotation of a GenBank genome assembly.